UUGAUCCAGCAGCAAGAGGACACGCUCACUCAAAACUCAACAAUGUUGAGUAAACGAUCAUUAUUAGCGGCUCUGCUCUCUGUGGCUGUUGGAGUUUACCUGCUGCCCUCUCCCAUAGACCCCAAACCACAUGUGGCCCCCCCCCCAGCCCUCGAGGGGCCCCUGGCUGUGAACACCCUGCUGCAGAAGGGCCGCAGGCUGUUUGCUGGUAAACUUCACGGACCAGAAUCCUUCACUGCUGAUCAGGAGGGGAACGUGUUCACGGGCACGGUGGACGGGAAGCUAUGGAGGAUCGCCCCUGACGACAGCCUCACACUCCUCACACACAUGGGACAGGACCUGCCAGAAUGUGGCAGCAGCACGGACUACGAGCCGGUGUGCGGCCGUCCUCACGGAGUCCGUCUGGAUCGUCACGGUCAGCUGAUCGUGGCUGACUCGUACCUUGGUCUGCACAGCGUCGACCCCAAAACUGGAGAGAAGACCCUGCUGCUGGCUAACUCACAAGGUGCUGCUGGCGUUCCCUUCGCCUUCCUGAACGGUCUGGAGAUUUCCUCUCAGACGGGGAUAAUUUAUUUCACCGAUUCCUCCAGUCGCUGGGGACGCAGACAUGUCACCCUGGAGGUGAUUGAGCUGAACAGCCUCGGGCGUCUCCUCUCCUUCGACCCGCAGACAGGAAGUGUGACGGUUCUGCUGGGCGAUCUCUACAUGCCCAACGGCAUCGCUCUGUCACCUGACGAGCACUUCCUGUUGCUAGCGGAGACGAGCAUCGGACGCAUACUGAGGUUUUGGCUGAAGGGCCCAAAGGCCGGCACCAAGGAGGUCGUCAUGGACAACAUGAUCGGUUACCCCGACAACAUCCGCCGUAGCGACCACGGCACAUUCCUUGUUGGCAUAACGACACCGAGGUUCCGGAAGAUCACCCCUCCCUUCCUAGACAUGAUCGCCCCGUACCCCGCCGUCAAAAGAUUCCUGGCAAAAGUGAUUCCUCUGAGCUGGUACCGCGUCCUGCUGCCUCGCUACGCCCUGGUCCUGGAGCUGGGGUCUGACGGGGGGCUGGUGGGCUCGCUGCAGGACCCCGAGGCCCGCCUCACCUGGGCCAUCAGCGACGUGUUCCAGCACCGCGGGAGGACGUACCUGGGCAGCACCGACCUGCCCUUCCUGCCCGUCCUGGAGGGGGGGGGGAAACUGAUGACGGACAGCUGAUGACGGACAGCUGAUGACGGGCCGCGGCAGGAAACUUAACGUAGGAUUAAUGUUUUUAUUUCUGGACUGUUGUGAUCGGGCAGCUAUGAGGAACUGUGUGGUUCUUCUGGAUUUUACUUGUUAAGGUUUUUAGUGGCUGUUCGCCCCUGGAGCAACGUGCAGAUGUUGCAUUGAUCACACCUGGAUAUUUUGGUUUGAGGUCAGACCUUUUCACACACUAACUGAGAGAAGAACUGAGAAACUGUGAAGACAUUUUAAGAAAAGUAAACGUUUCCGUGGGAGCAAUAACACAAGUGAUAACAUGCUGAUUCAUAGAAUGUAAUUUAUGUUUUAAUUUCCCCAGGAACAUUGAGCUAAAACCAUAUCAUAUAACUAAAAUACUGUACAUUAAAAUAUAGAAAUGAAGUAAAAAAUACUCCACCCAUUCAUCAUCACACCGUCUGCAGAAGACACCUUUAUCCAACUGGAAUACAUCUUCCAAAAUAAACUCUUGUUAUUUUA
Messenger RNA from Trematomus bernacchii (emerald rockcod), 1704 nucleotides. RefSeq lists its product as uncharacterized. Gene Ontology annotation, molecular function: strictosidine synthase activity. Lineage: Eukaryota; Metazoa; Chordata; Actinopteri; Perciformes; Nototheniidae. Gene Ontology annotation, biological process: biosynthetic process. The coding region runs from base 43 to 1203 and encodes 386 amino acids. The record is from RefSeq and is a predicted model, not a curated record. The transcript is spliced from 9 exons.